AUGGUUUUGGAAUACCAACAAAGAGAAACUAAAGGAUCUCCAUCAAAAAGCAUGGCACCUAAUUCCUCGUUAGCGGAUAUUCGCACAUGCCCCGAAGCACAAACUGGGGAAGACAAGGGUUUACUUGACCCUCAUCUAUCAGUGUUGGAACUGUUAAGUAAGACGGGGCAUUCGCCUUCCCCAAUGGGACAGAGCUUGGUUACGUCCAUUGACAUAUCCAGCCACCAUAAUGUAAACGAUAGCAUAUCAGGAUCGUGGCAAGCCAUUCAGCCUUUGGACUUGGGCGCUUCUUUUAUCCCAGAAAGAUGCUCUUCUCAAACCACUAACGGAAGUAUUUUGUCAUCUAGCGAUACUUCUGAAGAAGAACAAGAGUUGCUUCAAGCGCCUGCUGCUGAUAUAAUAAACAUUAUUAAACAAGGACAGGAAGGAGCAAAUACUGUUUCGUCGUCUCAUCCCUUUAGGCAGCUGCAGAAGGUGAUAUCGCUUCCCAUGCCUGGUAAGGAGGAAACUCCUUAUAACGAGCAAGAUGAUGAUGAUGAAGAUGAGGCUUAUGAGGAAGAUAGUGUGACGAUAACGAAAAGCUUGACUUCUUCGACAAACUCUUUUGUUAUGCCCAAAUUAUCACUAUCACAAAAGAACCCAGUUUUUCGUCUUCUAAUACUGGGAAGGACUGGUUCCAACUUUUAUCAAUCAAUACCAAAGGAAUAUCAGUCUCUCUUCGAAUUACCCAAAUAUCACGAUUCCGCAACAUUUCCGCAAUAUACAGGGAUUGUUAUAAUUUUCCAGGAGCUGAGAGAGAUGGUAUCCCUGCUAAAUAGGAUCGUUCAAUAUUCUCAAGGCAAGCCUAUAAUACCGAUCUGUCAGCCAGGCCAAGUCAUCCAAGUGAAAAACGUUCUGAAGUCAUUCUUAAGGAAUAAACUCGUCAAAUUAUUGUUCCCUCCAGUAGUUGUGGCCAACAAAAGGGAUUUGAAAAAAAUGUUUCAAAGAUUACAAGACCUAUCUCUGGAAUACGCAGAGGAUGUGAAUGAGGAAGGUAAUGACGACGAAGGUAUACGUGCAAAAUCCAGGUCUUAUUAUCGCAACAAAAAAGCCGACAGCUCAAAAAGGAAAUCUCCCAAAUCGAAUAAAAAACCCAAGAAGAAGAAGCAAAGGUUCUUCACAAGCUGGUUCAGUUGGGGCAUCUCAAUUACUAUAGGAAUAAGUUUCGGGUGUUGUGUGACAUACUUUGUUACUGCAGCAUACGAACACCAAACAGUUAAGUCCUUAAAUUUGCGGUCGUCUAUUUUUGCCUCUUUACUAUCCCUAGAUUCCUCUAGCGACACGGUUAAUACGCAUGCCACUACAACUCCUUCUUCGAGUGAACAGUUUUUAUGGUUUGAUAAGGGUACGCUUCAGAUAAACUUCCAUACAGAUGGAUUUAUCAUGAAAAGUCUUACUGUCAUCAAGGAAACUUGGAGCAAAAUGAAUGAUUUUGUCUUGCAUGCUCUUUCUAAACCUUUAAAUUUUUUGGAGAACCUUAAUAAAAGCUCUGAAUUUUCUAUUGAUGAAUCCAAUCGGAUUUUGGCGCUUGGCUAUAUUCUAUUGUAA
Saccharomyces paradoxus is the source of this 1587-nucleotide messenger RNA. RefSeq names its product mitophagy protein ATG32 (gene ATG32). The coding region runs from base 1 to 1587 and encodes 528 amino acids. The transcript has a single exon. NCBI's taxonomy places the organism in Eukaryota, Fungi, Ascomycota, Saccharomycetes, Saccharomycetales, Saccharomycetaceae. The record is from RefSeq and is a predicted model, not a curated record.